Eutrema salsugineum is the source of this 3450-nucleotide messenger RNA. RefSeq lists its product as uncharacterized. Gene Ontology annotation, molecular function: nucleic acid binding; RNA-DNA hybrid ribonuclease activity. The coding region runs from base 1 to 3450 and encodes 1149 amino acids. The record is from RefSeq and is a predicted model, not a curated record. The transcript has 4 exons. Lineage: Eukaryota; Viridiplantae; Streptophyta; Magnoliopsida; Brassicales; Brassicaceae.
AUGAACCGAUACCAGUUCAAAUCCGCCGAGGAAAGGGACGCAGUUCAGUGCCAACUAUUUGUGGAAAGUUUAAGAGGAGUAGCUCUCGACUGGUUCUCGCGACUCGAGGCCAAUUCGAUCGAUAACUACAAGGAGUUAACGACAGCCUUCGUCAAACACUUCUCCAUGUUCAUUGGACAGAACACCAAGAACUCCGAGCUCUGGCAAAUAGCCCAAGGACCAAGCGAGAGCCUCCGCGAUUUCAUUCAGCGCUUUAAGACGAUCGUCGCUAAUUGUACGAUUAGCGAUGAAGCCGCUCUCUUAUGCCUCCAGAAAGGAGCUCGGAUAAAGACUAGCUUCCGGAGCGCGAUCACUCACAACCCUCCACAGACGCUAGAAGACGCGCUACACCGAGCUAAUACUUACAUCGCCGAAGAGGAAGAAGAAGCCGCUUAUGAGCAGAGUUAUUCGACAAAGCAACCCGAACGUUCAAAAGUCACAACUAAUGAACCACAGUCGGGAUACGGUCGAGGGUACGAGAAUCGUAAGAAGUUCUAUGCUAAUGCGAUCCAACAACCGACCAAGCAGUGGAACAAAAAAUGGGUCCGCGGUGAAGAAGAUCAAGACGAGUCUUUGUUCUGUGAAUUCCACAACCGUAGAGGACACAGCACCGAGGAAUGCAGACACCUGCAUGAAUAUCUACUCGGCCAAUACCGAAAGGGGCCAGUCUCAGUUGACGAUCUCCGUCGCUUAAACGCACCUAGGAACAGUGGGCAGACUUUGAUUGACGAUCUUCGUCGAUCAAACAUGCCUCGACCGAAUAACGCGCAGCUCGAGAACGCCAUCACUAAGGAUCCACCAACUCCACCAGCUUUACCGACAUUACCAACUUUACCAGCGUUACCACCACCGCCACCGUAUCCGCCUGCUUUGCCCGAACAACAGAAACGCAAUCGCGACGACCGAGCACAAGAAAACCAUGCUCCCAAAGCAAGGAAACGCGUCAACAUGAUAAUGGGAGCCAUCGAGGCUUGCAGCUACUCGGUUCGAGCUAUCAAAGAAUACAGUCGACAGGCCGCCAGCGCACCCAAAGUCCCACAGGAUCCGCCGAAAGGAACGCCUUUGGUAUUUACCGAGGCUGACAUAAUCGGGUUGCAUAAACCGCAUAACGACGCCCUCGUCGUCGAACUACUUCUCGACGAUGUCGAAGUUAGCCGCAUUCUGGUCGAUACAGGUAGUUCGGUCAACAUUAUCUUCAAGGAAGCACUUGACCAGCUCGACUUAUCCUCAGAUAGGAUUGAGCCUUUUAUCGAGCCACUAACAGGUUUCGAUGGAGAACGCUGCAUGACAGUCGGUAUGGUCAACAUCCUGAUCUACCUCGGUGGAGUCGCAAAGAUUAUCCAGUUUCUCAUCCUCGAUAAAUCGGCAAUCUACAACGCCAUUCUCGGUACGCCUUGGUUACACGCAAUGAAGGCGGUCGCCUCGACGUACCAUCAAUGCCUCAAGUUCCCAACUCCCGAUGGUGUCUACACCCUUCGAGGAAACCAAGCCGUCGCUCGAUCAUGCUACAUAAACGAGUGCAAACUUCAUUCGGCCAAUCAAGCUUGUGUCAUCAGUUCGUUAGGACCGACGAACGAGCUCGUCGUCCAGCAGACAAAACCUAAGCGGGAGUCGAUCGUUGAAGUUUGCAUCGAUGAGCUAAGGCCAGAGCGCCAAGUCGGAAUCGGCGCCGAACUCGACCCAAACAUCCGUGAGCCACUCAUUCACUUUCUGAAACAGCAUUCGUCAACCUUCGCUUGGUCGCCAAUCAAGCAGAAACGCAAAAAGCUCGGACCAGAGAAGGCACAGGCCGUCAAUGACGAAGUCGAGCGGUUGCUCAAUGCAGGUUCCAUCACCGAAGUUAAAUAUCCAGAUUGGUUAGCUAACCCUGUAGUCGUCAAGAAGAAGAAUGGUAAAUGGAUGAUCUGCGUCGACUUUACCGAUCUCAAUAAGGCAUGUCCGAAAGAUAGCUUUCCUUUGCCUCAUAUUGACCGUCUUGUGGAAGCAACUGCCGGGAACGAACUACUCUCAUUCAUGGACGCGUUCUCCGGAUAUAAUCAGAUUCUUAUGCAUCAGAAAGAUCGGGAAAAGACAUCGUUCAUCACAGACCGCGGCAUAUACUGCUAUAAGGUCAUGCCUUUUGGCCUGAAGAAUGCUCGAGCGACAUACCAACGGCUGGUGAAUCGGAUGUUCGCAAGCCAGCUCGGGCGAACUAUGGAAGUUUACAUUGAUGAUAUGCUCGUGAAAUCGCUCGUCGCUUCCGAUCACGUCGGUCAUCUCCGCACGUGCUUUGAUAUUUUGGAUCAGUACGGCAUGAAGCUUAAUCCCACCAAGUGUACGUUCGGCGUAACAUCUGGAGAGUUCCUUGGAUACAUAGUCACACAGCGAGGCAUUGAAGCUAAUCCAAAGCAGAUCGCAGCUAUACUCGAACUCCCGUCUCCGACAACCAAACGCGAAGUUCAACGACUUACUGGACGUAUUGCAGCACUGAAUCGAUUUAUAUCCAGAUCGACAGACAAGUGCUUACCUUUCUACCAACUUCUUCACGGUAACAAACAUCUCGAGUGGAAUGAGAAGUGCGAAGAAGCUUUUGCCGAACUGAAGAAAUACUUGUCUAUGCCGCCAGUCUUAUCCAAACCUGAAACUGGCGAAACACUUUAUCUUUACAUUGCAAUUUCGGAGUUCGCGGUCAGCAGUGUUCUUGUUCGAGAGGAUCGUGGCGAGCAAAAGCCAAUUUCUACACAAGGAUCCGGCGUCGGGAUUCGUCUCAAAUCCCUCGAAGGAGAGGUUAUCGAGCAUUCAUUUCGACUUGGCUUCCCGGCAUCUAAUAACGAAGCCGAGUACGAAGCAUUGAUUGUCGGACUACGACUUGCCAAAGGUAUCGGUGCCGAGCACGUACACGCCUACUGUGACUCUCAACUUGUGGCUAACCAAUUUCACGGUGAAUACGAGGCCAAGAAUGACCGCAUGGACGCGUACCUCAAAGUCCUCAAGGAUGUCGCUUCGGAGUUCUCAACCUUCGAGCUUACAAAGAUACCUCGUGAUGGGAAUGCAACCGCCGACGCCUUAGCCGCUCUCGCGACUAAUUCUGAUCCCGAUCUUCGGCGAACUAUCCCAAUCGCAGCAAUCGAGCGACCAAGUGUCGAGCCUGCUCCAAACUUUGACACCGGAUCUGAUCUCGAAGAUGAAUCCGAAGGCCAACAUAUUCCAAUCGACAUCGAAGCCGAAGGUGAAGACGAGCCCGAAGAUUGGACCUUAGAAAUUGUGGGCUACAUUGGAGAUGGAACGGUUCCUGCAGAUAAAUGGGCAGCUCGACGCCUUAAGGCUCGAGCAGCUCGAUAUGUGGUCAUUAAUGGCACUAUCCUCAGAUGGGAUGCUUCCGGCGUACUCUUGACUUGUGUUCGCGGCAACGACAUCAUGGAAGUAAUGUAG